This is a messenger RNA of Bacidia gigantensis, 720 nucleotides long. RefSeq lists its product as uncharacterized. Gene Ontology annotation, cellular component: mitotic spindle pole body; half bridge of spindle pole body. The transcript is spliced from 2 exons. Bases 1 to 720 code for a protein of 239 amino acids. Gene Ontology annotation, biological process: spindle pole body duplication. Gene Ontology annotation, molecular function: microtubule binding; calcium ion binding. NCBI's taxonomy places the organism in Eukaryota, Fungi, Ascomycota, Lecanoromycetes, Lecanorales, Ramalinaceae. The record is from RefSeq and is a predicted model, not a curated record.
AUGGCCCAUCAGAACCCAGCAUUUCCUUCUCGAUACGGUGCCUCGAACCUUGGCAAACUCCCAGAUCGAUCGGUGCAACCAUUCGGUACAUCAACUCAACAACAAACACGCGAGACCGCCAGGCAAGAGCGGGAACGUGAAAAACAGGAACAAGAACGAAGGGAGAGGGAACAAAUGGAAAAUUUGAGCGAGGAGCAGAGAGAAGAGAUACGGGAAGCUGUUCGUCCUACCCUGGCCCCGUUGUGCGCGAGCGUCAAAGCAUUCAACCUUUUCGAUCUCGACAAAGACGGCCACAUCGACUACCACGAGCUCAAAGUAGCCUGCAAAGCCCUCGGCUUCGACCUCCCAAAACCCGAACUCCUCGAAAUCCUCCGCAACCAUGGCAUCGAGCAACCUACCCCACAAUCACAGCAAUUCGCAGAUUCCAAUCGCAAUCUACCCGCUCCAAUACCGAAAAGGCUUCUCCCGUUCGUGCAGUUUCAGAAUAUACUGAUGACGAAGAUAUUAGCGAGGGAUCCAAGGGAGGAAAUAUUGAGGGCGUUUGAGCUGUUUGAUGAAGGUCAAAAGGGGAAGAUCUCGUUGGAUGACUUGAGAAGGGUGGCGAGAGAACUUGGGGAGGGAUUGGAGGAGGAGGAACUGACGGCUAUGAUUGAUGAGUUUGAUAUGGAUGGGGAUGGAGCAAUCAGUCGGGAGGAAUUCAUGGGCAUUUGCUUGAGUUGA